Molecule: messenger RNA, 1751 nt
Organism: Paramuricea clavata
Lineage: Eukaryota; Metazoa; Cnidaria; Anthozoa; Malacalcyonacea; Plexauridae
Source: the annotation of a GenBank genome assembly
AUAUAUAUAUGAACGGGGAAACACAGCUGCUUACAAUACUAUAGCAACAGAUAGCAGAGAAUAGAGAAGACAAAAUCACGUUUAAAUAUGUUUUCUAUAAAUCUCGCUGUAUUUUUCUCGCUGUUGGUGUGUGCCGCUAGCCGUCCGAGUGAAGCACCCGGCUUGGGAUAUUUGUUCGUAAACGGCUCGCAGACACCAUUUUGCUACGACCUUUAUCAAAACGACAUAUGCCCACCAAAUUUGGUGAACUAUAAAAUCUUGGGUUACAACAGAAGUACAGAACAAGUUGCCAAAAUGGAGCUGCAGGGUGUGAAGUUCAGCCUUCAAGGCCUGGAAUUCUUUCAAGUCAGCCAAGCUUGUCGAGAUAGUAUCCGCGAAUAUUCUUGCUCGAAUAUGUUCGCCGUUUGUACACCAGACAGCAAACAUGGCAUAAACUUGAAAUACAAUUACGAGAAAACCAAAGCAGCUUGCGGGCGUGUUCAAUCAAUUUGUCCUAAAAUCGUAACAGAAAUGGUUGUAUACAACUGUUCCCUGAUACAGAAAGACGUAAGCGGGUAUACCCAUUGCGCAAAUCUACCAGAGGUUCCUGGUGAUGUGUGCCCAAAGUCAAGUUACACGGUAGGUUUUGUACUAUACUCAUUGUUUAUAUCCUGAGUUUAUAUCCUGAGUUUAUAUCCAGGAGCGGCAGCUAGCCCUACUAGAAUUUUAUUUUUUUAUUAUUUUAUACAUCAUAUUAUAAUAUAUAUGUUGUAUACAGUAAGAACGUUCUCGAUUGGCUGAAGUGAGGGAGGGCUCAAAAACUCGGCGAUUGAGCACAACAAAAAAGGCGGGAAUUUAUACAAUGGCAACAAAAGGUGCGAUAAAUACUAGUUUAAACUCGGGGGUUGUAGAAUUUUUAUUAAUAAACUUAAAGUCUUAAACCCCUGUCUUAAUUAACCUCGACCUUUAAAACUGUUAAUUUCAUACGAUGGAUAAUUGAAGACAGCUUUUCUUUAUAGUCAUGCUUUCAAAUACACAUUAAUUAAAUGACACACAAAACUAAAUGCUGUCUUUUUAUUCAUUUACUUAUUUCCUAAUUUUAGUAUUAAACAGUUAAAUGUUGGAGUAUGUUUACAGGCGCGUUGCGUCAUACAUGCUAAAGAUCGCCCAUUCGAUUUUCGAGCGACCAAUCAGAAACGUUUUAAUAUUUUGUUUCAGUUAGGAGAAAUUGAAAUUUUAUCAGAAAGGAAAAAUUUGUAUUUAUUAUAAAAGCAUAUUUUUACCUGACCUUGCUGUUCAAAAUGCUUCAAAGCGUUUAAGGAAUUACGCUGCCAAGCUUUCAAAAUAAAAUGUGCAUGCAACAGGUGCAGGUAAACGCAAACAUUUUAAGGACAUCUAUAAUAAUCACAAACUGUAAUAUUAUCCGACGAUUCUGUGUUAAAUUGCGCAAUGGUAUCAGGCAACUUCGUUUUCACAGACCUGCAUUACGUCAAAUGGAACUGAAUUGUUUAUUUGAUCUGAUUUGAUUUGGUCAUUUGGAACAAAGAUUUUCGAUAUUUUUCACUCUUAUUAAUUUCCAUUAUUGUAUAACUGAAACAAUUAAUGAUGCCAUUGUUUAUAGUCAGGUAUAGAUUCGCAGAUAGACAUAGACAACGUAAAAAGAUAGUGACGUAUGAGUUAUAUGACCGUAUGAGACAUUUAAUAGACUAAUUAGUACUCAUUCAUAAAAGGGUUAAUAGACAAUUCCCAUUAUAGACUAGGAUAAGAGAUGG